UGCACCUUAUGUUUAAGGAAUCGAAACAUAUUAAAUCAAUUCCAAAUGAUAAAGUGUAGAAAAGUGAUAUAUUAUGUGUACGAAUCAUAUAAAUUUUAGUGUUGAGCGUUUGUUAUCUGAUAUAUCUAGCCAUUCACAACAGUUGAGAUUAUUGACCGAAUGUGGUGAUUGUGGUUUAAAAGAAUUGAGUGACUCUAACGAAGCAAAUUUAAAAAGUCGUGGCAUUAAUUCUUAUACAACACCACCCUCAAAUUUUGAGCAAACUAAUGCUGUACAAUGUGAGAAUUCGGAUACAGUACAAAUCAAACGACCAUUACCGAUGAGGGUGAAACCAUUAAGCAUAGGAAUGAAAUCUGAUACACCAUUCGAAGUAACUUCCUAUAAGGGUGGUUUCCAUGGAUCUCAUCAGCAUGCAGUUACUGAAGUGACAAGUGAUGCAAGCUUCAGCGUUUAUCAUGAUUGUCUUGUGAAUAGCGUACAUCUCCAGUCUAAAUCGUGUAGAUUCGGUGAAACCGAUAGCAGCAAGAAAGGGAAACGAUCCUGGUCCCGAGCAGUAUUCAGUAACCUUCAGAAAAAGGGACUCGAGAAGACGUUCCAGAAACAAAAAUAUAUAACCAAUCCAGACAGAAAACGUUUAGCUGCCAAUCUUGGGUUACACGAUUCACAGGUUAAAGUAUGGUUUCAAAAUCGUCGAAUGAAGUGGAGAAAAACCAUCAAACCUACUAGUAAACACCUAUCGUCAGAUGCAGAACAUGAACCCGAUCCACAAAGUGGCGGGGAAUCUUGCAACGAGAAGGAGAGUGAUGAUGACGACGUCAUUAUCGACUAAACACUAAGGAAGAUUUCCAUAUUCCAGAUUGAAUUUCUGAAUGUAGUUUAGUUUUCGUUUUUAUAUAAGAAUUAUAA
Ochlerotatus camptorhynchus is the source of this 906-nucleotide messenger RNA. RefSeq names its product homeobox protein Dlx4a-like. Gene Ontology annotation, molecular function: sequence-specific DNA binding; DNA-binding transcription factor activity, RNA polymerase II-specific. Lineage: Eukaryota; Metazoa; Arthropoda; Insecta; Diptera; Culicidae. The coding region runs from base 74 to 829 and encodes 251 amino acids. The record is from RefSeq and is a predicted model, not a curated record. The transcript has 3 exons. Gene Ontology annotation, biological process: regulation of DNA-templated transcription.